Messenger RNA from Volvox carteri f. nagariensis, 1755 nucleotides. RefSeq lists its product as uncharacterized. The record is from RefSeq and is a predicted model, not a curated record. Bases 1 to 1755 code for a protein of 584 amino acids. The transcript is spliced from 12 exons. NCBI's taxonomy places the organism in Eukaryota, Viridiplantae, Chlorophyta, Chlorophyceae, Chlamydomonadales, Volvocaceae.
AUGGCCACGCAGCGAAUUCUCAGUCUCAUGGCCAUAGCUCCUCGCAACAGCAAAGACCUCGUGCAGCUGCAGCGAAUGAGCGCGCAGCUUGAAGAGGCGCGUUCCACGCUUGCCAAGCUGCAGCAGUAUGAGGUUCUAUACAAGGAGUCACGGAUGAGGUCUAAACAAAUGCAAGCAGAGGUGGCCACGUUGCAGCAACUGCUGGCAGACAAGGAUGCCGAGCUGGCGCGGCAGUACAAGCGCAUGGAGAUGGAGGCCAGCGAGCGCAGUGGCCUCCGCUCGCAGUUCAACAGCGCAGUUGAGGAGGUGAAGGCGCUGAAGCACGAGCUAGAGGAGGCGAGGCAGGCCAUGCUGGAGCUGCGGGGCGUCAUACCUGUUAACGUGACCCUGAGGCGCGGGCGUUCUUCGGCGCUGCUUGAGGACGGCAGUAACAACGGUGGCGUCUCCUCACCGGACGUGCUGUCGAGCCUGCAGGGCCUAGCGAAGCAGCUCGCAGAGGGCAUGGAGCAGGAGAGCACCAAUGGCAUCGACGACUUGCUGAUGCAGCAACGGGCAAUGCGAGAGGCCGGGGGGGGUGGAGGCCCAACAGCAGUGGCGGCGGCGGCGGCGGCGGCGACGGGGAGUUUGAAGGCCGCAGGACCGGGGCUCGGAGCGGGAGCGGGGGCUGCGACACCAGGGGCUCCUGCCGUAACGCGGACCAACCAACACCCGGGGCCGGGGGACACCUUCGACCCCUUCGCCGAGCGCACCCCGCCCACCACCGCAAACAGCAGCACACCAUACUCCACCAUCCCCGCCGCAGCCGCCGUCACCACAUCUUCGGCGCCACCACCGCCGCCGGGUCGUAGCGCCUCCAGCAUUGCUGACGGCGGUGGCGGCGGUGGCGGUGGCGGCGGCGGCGGUCCCGACGACGCCAGCUUUCUCGCCGGCAGCGGCGGCGGCGAUGGCUAUUCUAUGAACCAUCGGGAGCUGUUGCUUUAUGCCGUACCGCUGUUCCGGGACAAGUUGGUGUUUCUUCCCGUUGUCAACUGGAAGGACGAGGAAGACACAACCACCGUGCUGGGUAAGGUGUCUGCGGGGGUUUCCAAUGUGCAACAGAACCUGAGCAACAUGUGGCACAGCCUCAAGGACAAGGGAGAUUUCUCGGCAAAGAUAUACAAGGCGGGUCAGGCCAUUUUGGAGAACAUGAACGCGGAAGAGCGGCUCAUGAAGAACAUCCCCAAGAAGGCAAACAAGCUGGUGGUCCACCACCCCGCCACCAUACCCCCGGACGAGGUCCAGGACCAACUAACUCAACUAACUGCACACUUCUGUUACAAGUCGGUUGGCAAGGCGGCAGUUGCGGGAGUGAUGUUGCCCGUGGCGGUUGGGCUGGAGGUGAUCGCAGUCCCCGGCCUCGGGUGGUACACCGCCUACCAGCUGUUCAAGUCGACCAGUGCGGCCGCGGGCGGCUCCCGACUGAACAACUACCUCAAAUCGGACAAGUCGGAGGUCCGGGUGUGUUAUGCGCCUUCGACAAAAAUGGACUUGUACAUCCUGAAGUCGCGGCUAUCACCGGACGGCGUCCUGGGCUCCGAGGAUAUCGAGGACCUGUGUCAUGACGUCAUGGAGCCCUCCCUGCUGCACCCCCUCACGGAGCUCCGAAACCGACAUCUGAGGAAGACGCAGACCACGAAGGCCGAUUACGCGCUGCUGCCCAUGAGCGCACCCGACGUGGACGAGCAGUACGGCAGUGGACCGAAGAAGAAGGACUGA